AUGCAAAACGACGACGACUACCAACUAAUAGCACUCUUCCGAUCCCAGAGCUUUCGCCGGGAAAAUGUCGCUUUUCAUCAUUCUCCUGAUUUUCCGCUAAAAGGCGGCGUGGCGACGAAGUCUCGAAGAGAACUCGAGGAACUGAGUUCUCCCAACGAGAGGAAAUCACAAGAAGGAGAACAUUGGUUCUCCGUUAAAGCUCAGGUCGUGUCAUGGGUACGACGAAGUGACUCAUCGAUCUUGUCUGUCGGGAACUCGACCUUUAUACAAGACGGGCGAUUCAGGGUAAUCCAUUCGCAAGAUUCAGAAGUUUGGGGGCUGCAAAUUUCCAGCACCCGGCUUUCUGACGCCGGAUCGUAUGAGUGCCAGAUCAGCACGGAGCCCAAAAGAAGCUGGGUCGUCGAGCUCAAAGUUGUCGAAUCCAGCGUCAAGAUAAUCGGUUCGCCGGACAUCUUCGUCCAGAGUGGGACGUCAGUGGACAUCAAAUGCCAAAUCUCGGACCCGGGACGUGCAGACUCCCGAGUUCAGCGCAUUCAGGCGGUAGUGCCGACCGAGUCAGUCGUGUUUUGGUUCCGGGACGGGCGGCGGAUCUUGCCUUCCGAAGACGGCGUCUCUCCAAUAUCCUCGGAUCGUCUGCAUCAAGACGUACUGGUUCAAGCACUGAGGAUCCAAUCUGCAAAGCGAUCCGACGCCGGCAAUUACACUUGUGCUCUGGCUGAUGGCUCGUCUGACACAGUCAUCCUCCACGUUCUCAACGCGGGGAAAGAGUGGAGGAGAUUGAUUGAGUUAUCGGAUAUGAGGGAAGUUUUCCGGCGAGAAACUUUCCUUCGACGACGGUGUCAAAGCCCGGACCCGUCUAUCAAGACCAGUGCCCGACGUCAUCAAUCCUGCUCCAGCUUCUGUGUAACCGACAGCUGA
Molecule: messenger RNA, 918 nt
Organism: Notodromas monacha
Lineage: Eukaryota; Metazoa; Arthropoda; Ostracoda; Podocopida; Cyprididae
Source: the annotation of a GenBank genome assembly